Messenger RNA from Cryptomeria japonica (Japanese cedar), 2957 nucleotides. RefSeq names its product S-type anion channel SLAH2. The transcript is spliced from 6 exons. Gene Ontology annotation, biological process: transmembrane transport; intracellular monoatomic ion homeostasis. Gene Ontology annotation, molecular function: voltage-gated monoatomic anion channel activity. Bases 636 to 2486 code for a protein of 616 amino acids. NCBI's taxonomy places the organism in Eukaryota, Viridiplantae, Streptophyta, Pinopsida, Cupressales, Cupressaceae. The record is from RefSeq and is a predicted model, not a curated record. Gene Ontology annotation, cellular component: membrane.
UGACAGGUUACCGGUUCAAUUUUGCUGCGAGCGGCACCUUAUGACAGAUUCCGCUCUCUAGAUUCGACAAAAUCUAUAGAGGCUAAAUUGAACCGGCGGUAAUUGACGGGCCGGGUUGCUUCUUGAUUUUAUUAGGCAGAGCUGGUCGUUGUUUGCUUUUAUUGUGCCACCACAGGCCGAUCCUUUCUCGUUGCAAUGGAGGUUGCAUGUAAAAACAGGCGGGCUUCCAGAAGCUUCUUUUAGAAUCAAUGUGCAUUCUUGCAGCCUAAAGUGAAGUUCACAUUAUUUAUUAUAAUGAUAAGCAUGAGCUGUUGCUUUUAGGGAGGACAAUCUAUUUGUUCGGGAAAUGCUGUGCUUGAGCUAGUUUUGCAAUUUCACGUGGCUUAGGAGGUGAUUUUUAAUGGUUUUUUCAGUUGGGAAAACAUUAAAAAUUCUAUUUGAAGAAAUACCUUAAAACAAAAAGAAGAAACGGAGAAAAUUUUAAAAGUUCUUUUAAUUUGGAAGAUUUUAUGAAGGUUUCUGCUGAAUGCAGAGAAAAGUGUGUACUUUUUUAUAAUCGAGUGGACGUAUUCCUGGAUGCUGCAGGUAAUAGUUUAAGGUGACGCAACUUGAAGUUUCCAGAUUUCAGAAAACUUAUGAACAUGGAGCAGUUUACAUUUGGUACUUCAGCAGAAGCAGCUUCACCUGAAAAUCUGCCACAAUUAUUGCAGGUUAUAUCAACUGAAAAAAGUCUGUCAUUUGAUAAAUAUGAUGGUGAUAUUGAAAACCCUUGUCAAGCAAUCCCCAAGGCAACUUCAGGAUCUCCCCUCGAGCAAAGUCCAAUGAGAACUUUCAAUGCGGCAGCAGCUAUCCCAAGCAAGAAUAAACCUGACCGUCCUCCUCAUCAACCAAGGUAUUCUGUUGGAUCAGGGAGUCCUCUUCCAUCUCAUCUAAUUUCUAUUAGCAUGCCCUCUUCACCUGCCAAAUUUCAGAUGGAGCAGGCUAAGAAGGUCUCUUUUCGAACUCAGAAAGCUGAAGAGGAUGCAGAGAUGUCAAAAUUACGAAACCCUUCAAACGUAUCCUUAAACUUUGCUAAAAUAAAACCCCGGAAACAAGUAAAAGCUUAUUCACAACCCAUACCAACAGGAAAUGCAUAUGCUGAAGCAAUAGCAAAUGGAACCAUUCCUAACUUUUCGGUUGACAGACGUAACUUCGAUAACAGAACAAAAGACAACAGCUAUGCCUAUUUUAAGACAAGAUCUGGAAAGAUUGAACACCAGAUUUCUCGUCUUCGUGGCAAGCCAGUAGAAGGAGAUGGUGGUGUUUGCCCAGGAGACUGUGAGAUAGAAUCUUUGCCUGCGGGUCGCUACUUUGAUGCUCUGCAAGGUCCUGAGCUGGAGAUACUUAGGGAGUCGGAGGAGUUGGUCGUCCCAAGUAAUAACAAAUGGCCAUUUCUUCUACGAUUUCCAGUAUCAUUCUUUGGUGUCUCACUCGGAGUUGGAAGUCAAGCCAUUCUAUGGAAAACGCUUGCUGCAACACCAUCCAUGGGAUUUUUGCAUGUUCCUGAAAUUAUUAAUUUGGUAUUGUGGUGUGUGGCACUUUUGACAUUUAUUAUAAUUUUGGCAGUAUAUGCAUCCAAGUGCAUUUAUUACUUUGAAGCUGUUCGACGAGAAUAUUAUCAUCCUGUUCGAGUGAAUUUCUUCUUUGCACCAUGGAUAGCUUGUAUGUUCUUGGCAAUUGGGCUGCCACCAUACAUAGCAAGAGCAGUACAUCCUGUUGUUUGGUGUGUUUGUAUGACUCCUCUUCUUUGUUUGGAAUUAAAGAUAUAUGGGCAAUGGAUGUCAGGAGGUGAUAGGAGGUUAUCCAAAGUAGCUAAUCCAUCAAAUCAUUUGUCAAUUGUGGGAAAUUUUGUUGGGGCAUUACUUGGAGCAAUAACUGGAUGGAAGGAGGGAGCUUUAUUUUUCUUUGCUGUGGGCUUGGCUCAUUACAUCGUGCUCUUUGUCACACUUUAUCAAAGACUGCCCACAAAUGAGACUCUUCCACAGGAUCUUCAUCCCGUUUUCUUCUUGUUUGUCGCAGCUCCUAGUGUGGCAUCUGUGGCAUGGGAAAGAAUUCAAGGAGACUUUGACAGUGUUUCAAAGAUUGCAUAUUUCAUUGCUCUCUUUCUGUAUGCAUCUCUUGCAGUGAGGAUCAAUUUCUUUCGUGGAUUCAGAUUUUCUAUUGCUUGGUGGGCUUAUACAUUUCCAACAACUGGAGCUGCUAUUGCAACAAUUAAAUAUUCAAAUCAGAUCAGACACCCAUUUACGCAAUCCUUAGCUGUGAUACUAGCUUCUAUUUCAUCUCUAACAGUCUUUAGCAUGCUGGUGUCUACCUUGUUGCAUGCCUUUGUAUGGGGCACACUUUUUCCCAAUGACAUCGCCAUUGCAAUUACAGACAGGAAGGGGAGGGCAAGGAAGAAGAACAAGAAAUCUUCAUUACAGCAGAAGGAAACCGUCAACAAAAAAUAACCUUGCAGGUGAAAUUAUUGAAAAUGGAGACUACAAAAGAGUUUUCUUCUCAAAGCUCAAGGAUCUUACCCAGAUUAUAAAUUCCUAACCCUAUUAGGCUGUUCUCAUAUCAGGGGUGUGUAAUGUGUCAGGGUAAAACUUGUGCUCAAAAGUAAGUGCCUAUUCUCCGUUACAUGAGCUAGUUGAGUCUGGGCUUAAGCUUCAAUGAACAAACGACAUUAUUUAGUUUUCUUUGAAACCAGAUAGCAUCUAAUCAGGAAGACACUAUUUAUGGUAUUGUUCAUGAUACCAAUUUUGAUAUAAGUUUCGAAUACGAAUGUGGAGGAAUAUAUUCCCUUAUAUAUAAGCUAAAUAAACGCAAUCAAGAAGCAUUAAUUUAAUCAUUUGAUUAAUCAAAGUUGGGAUAGGUAAUUGUAAUAGAUAAAUAAAGGAAAUUUUAAAUAUAAUGCAUGGAAGAAUUAUUUUUUUAAA